Molecule: messenger RNA, 1110 nt
Organism: Penicillium griseofulvum
Lineage: Eukaryota; Fungi; Ascomycota; Eurotiomycetes; Eurotiales; Aspergillaceae
Product: ribokinase family protein
Exons: 4
Coding region: 1-1110 (369 amino acids)
Source: RefSeq, a predicted model, not a curated record
AUGGAGGUCGAGUUCUGCACCUUGGGAAUGUUUAUAAUUGAUGAGAUUGAUUUCGGUGAUUCAAGACCCGGUGUCAAGAAUAUCCUUGGUGGUGCAGCCUCAUUUGCAGUUGUGGGCGCCCGCUUGGUCUCGGGCUCGAAGUAUGCACGAUCUGUGAGCUGGAUCGUGGAUGUUGGCUCCGAUUUCCCCGCUGAGACGCUUGAUGUAAUCAAAUCAUGGAACACGUCUUGUGUUCUUAGAGAGGACCCUAGCAGGCUAACAACAAGAGCCUGGAAUGGCUAUCAUCCUGACGAGAAACGAGACUUCAAAUACUUGACACCGAAACUAAGACUCGAGCCUGAAAUGUUGUCAGAUUCCCAGGUGUGGUCCAAGACAUUCCAUAUGGUCUGUUCUCCAUCUCGUUGGAAAGCGCCGUCUUCCGCGCAUGCUUCCAAGCGCCCUAUCUUCGUCUGGGAGCCAGUCCCUGAUCUCUGUACUCCAGAAGAACAGGACAAGUUUUUCGCCGCAAAUAAAGUCGUGGAUGUGGUGAGUCCCAACCACAUGGAGCUGGGCAUGAUGUUUAACCAUCCCGGUUGGACCGACAAGAGCCAAGAAGGCCAGCAGCUAGUCCAAAAGAUUACAGACUCCGGAAUUGGUCCCGAUGGAACUGGCAUGCUGGUUAUUAGGGCAGGAAAGGAUGGUAGCUACGCCUACUCGAAGUCUAGCAAGAUCUGGUUCCCCGCCUAUCAUCAACCCGAUGCCUCCGGUGCUACGCCUGUGAUCGACCCCACUGGGGCGGGAAACUCUUUCCUUGGUGCUCUAGCCCAGGGCAUGGUGACUGCAGGCCGAGAGCCAUUCGAGGUCAUUGACUCUGUUCUAUCAAAAUCCGAAAAUUGGAAUAAAGCCCUCGAGUCUUGGGGUAAUUACCAACAUUACCCGAUAGCACUCAUUUGCGCAACUGUCGCAGCUGGCUUUGUGGUCGAACAGAUUGGUGUGCCGCAUAUUGAUGCUAAUGGAGACGGGGAGGAAUUGUGGAAUGGGACUGAAUUCACGGAACGUGUCCGCCUGUACACGCAGCGAUUAUUGAGGACACUUGAAGAGUCCCCUCAGAGACAUAUAUUGGUCAAUUGA